CAUUGGCACCGCUAUCCACCAUGGACACGAGCGAGGAUGGAGGGUGUGAGCACGACGGGUCCAUUGGAAAGGACGGGUCGUUGGAGGUGAUAUGGAAGGACUCGCCCAUCGAGAAGAAACUGCAGUCGAAUGGGAUGUCGAAUCGACACUCGAAUCAGUCGGAGCUGCGCGGCUUCGUGCACAGCUUGAUCUCGAGCCCGUCACCAAACAAAAACCAAACAAAGCCCAAAGCAUCCACCACUAGCGUGGCGGUGGCGGACGCAAGGACCAGUGGAGGUGCUGGCACGACGCCAAGUAGCAUUUCGCGCUUCAUCGUGUUUAGCCCCGAGAGGGCCACUGCUACGUCGACAACGACGACUCACCACGACGCCCCAGCGGCGAUGGGCUUUGUCACCAAGACGCCUCCAAUCCAUCGCCACAAACGCCGAAAGACAGGGAACGAACAUGAAGACUUGAUGUCGGUCUUGGACAAGCUCGACGAAGAGUACGCGGACACCCCCGAGAAAGCCAUCGAGUCGGCUUUCGAGUCUCCUUUUUCCAAAGAAGCGUGGGAUACCAUUGAGCAAAUGGAGAUUGAAGCAACCCAGCAGUCCAUUCAACGCCACGAGCUAAAGCCCGUUCAAACACACAUCAGUCCUGCCGGCGAUACGUUAAAGCCGCCGCCGCCGCCGCCACCCGCUCGACCAGCCGCCGCACCUUCUGCGACACCGUUAGACUACCUGCGAUGUGUGGCCCUGGAAGUUCAAAUCGAAACCCACCAGCGACAGAAAACGAUUCGCGCGCUGGACGACGCCACCGACAAAACGAUUGUGAUUGGCCUUCGAGAAGACUGGUUUGACACGCCGCUGCAAGUCGGCGACACGUUCCACUUCAUCUUUACGCCUAGUAGUACUAGUCGUACCGAUAGUACUACUACUACUACCCACCCUACGAGCCAGCCGCUGGUCGCCGACAACUCGAGCCAUCGCAUCGUCUUGCAUCCCGAGAUCUUGGUAUCGCCGACUACUGUGACCUCCAGCAUGGGCUGUUCGCGCCGCGCGGUCCUCCAGCAAACGCUGACCAUGCAGCGAAAUGCUGGCGCCAAAGCAUUGAUCGGGACGUUAAAGCAUCAGUUGUUUCAGCGAGCGUUGGAGUCGGGAACGUACUCGAUUCCGUACUUGAUUGAACAGAGCAAGCUUAUCAUCCAGUCCAACUUGCUAAAGCUGCUCGAGUACGGCUUGUCCACCCAGCAAGCCAGCGACGAGCUCAAAUUGUCCUUUCAAGGCAUGUAUAAAUGGUUAAACCAAGCGCAUCGCAAUGGGAUUCGAGUCAAAGGCGGUGGCAACAACUGCUCGGCGUUGUAUCGGUUGCAAGCAGUGCUGUCGAUUGAAGAGCCGCUGUGGUCGGUCAAAUAUGGGCUCAAGGGCGCCGUGGAUGCUUGCUUGAAUAUGCAACAUAUUUCUCACGAGAAAGCAAACAAAAUGAUGGCAUUUGAGCUAAAGACGGGCAAACCAACCAAUUCCAUCGACCAUAUCGGCCAAGUGUUGCUGUAUACGCUUCUCCUGGACGAGCGGUAUCAAGGCAGUGCCGAGGGGUUGCUUCUGUAUUUGCAAGAUGUGGAUUCGACCAUGUUACAGCAGCCAGUGGAAGCCCAUAUUCGAGGGCUAUUGCACUCUCGCAAUCUCCAUGCUGCGCAUCUAUUCCAAGCCAGGACGAGACAGUUGCUGCCGACGUUGCUCAAGAAGACAUGGGAGUGCCAGAAUUGCUUUGUCUCGGCCGAGUGUAUGCUACACCACGCCGCCAUUGAACGCGGCAGUGCCUUGUCCAGUGGCGUGCCCGACGUGUUUGACAAGGUCACGAGUCACUUGACCGUGCCAGAACUGACGUACUUUAAGAAGUGGAUCCAGUUGCUUGAGUGGGAAUCACGAAGCAACCAGAACACGUCAAUGUUAUUUCCACAGUGGAGCUGUACCGAGCCGAGACUGCUGUCCAAUUUAAAAGCACAAACCCACGCCCCUGGCUUUGUCGAGCUCACAUUUGGGGACGAAAGUACCAACUCUAGCUCGUUUGAUGUGCUGUCCGACCUGAAAGUUCAAGACCGAGUGAUACUGUCGGUGCAAAGUCCCACGCAUUCCAUUUUUCACGUGGCCAAGGCGUCGGUGGCAGCCGUGCACCCAUCGUACCUUCGGCUAUCGCUGUUUUCGGCUAUCCCAGCCACCAUCUUGCAUGGCCAGUCGGUCGUGGGGUCCGCGUUUAGCUAUCGCGUGGACAAGGACGCGACCUACUCGGGACUCCAAGCUGCGAAACACAAUGUGCUGGCACUCAUGGCAACUCCUGACAUGGAAGCCAAGCGGAAACUCAUCUGCCACUUGCAUCCGCCGCGGUUCGCAUCUUUGUCGGUGGAAGCGCGGGUCCGUCGGCGAUGCUUGGACAUUGGCGGCGGUGGGAAUGAUUGCGAGGCUUUACUGCGAGAGUUUUACUCGACCAUGAACGCCGACCAACAGAAAGCCAUCGAACAGAUGCUCAAUGCAAAAGACUAUGCGUUGAUCCUGGGCAUGCCAGGUACGGGCAAGACCACUGCCAUCACGAUGGCGGUUCGCUUGCUUCGGUACCUGGGGCUAUCGGUGCUCGUGACCAGCUACACACAUGCCGCCGUGGACAACCUCCUCGUGAAGCUGCUUGACAUGGACGUGUCCGUGCUCCGCAUCGGCGGCACCCCCGCGCUCGUCCAUCCCAAAGUUGGCCCCCAUCGCCUCGAAGCCAAGUCGUUUGAGCAUGCAGAACAGAUGCGCCAGGCCAUGCUGGAUGCUUCGGUCGUUGGCUGCACGUGCCUAUCGACCCACCACGUCCUGUUUGCCCAUCGAAAGUUCGACGUGUGCAUUGUGGACGAAGCCUCGCAGAUCACACAGCCCGUGCUGUUGGGGGCGUUGCAACAUGCGACAGUGUUUUGUUUAGUGGGUGACCAUUACCAGCUGCCACCGUUGGUCGUAGACGCGCAAGCCAAAACAGGCGGAUUGGACUGGAGUUUGUUCAAGUGCUUGUCCGAAGCCCAUCCGCAAGCCAGCACUGUGUUGGGGUACCAGUAUCGCAUGAACCAACACAUUAUGCUGCUGGCAAACCGACUCAUUUACAACAACCAGCUCAAGUAUGGUGGUCGGCGAGGAGAUAUUCGACCCAGUGGCGCUAGUAGUACUAGCAGUCUCGGACCUGUGGUUGUGCCAACAAGGCAGCAGCCUCCAGCACCGAUUGGUCCUAUGGCUCGAGCGACUACUAGUAGUAGUACUACUAGUACGCCCCCUUGGAUCAGUCAAGUCUUGUCGCCCGAGAUGGGCGUCGUGUUUGUAAACACCGACAGCCUCGUCCCAACCAGCGACGGGAUUGAUGGAUUGGAAGUCCGCCAAGGCCGGUCUAUAAUCAACCCAACCGAAGCGCGGGUGGUGCUCGGUCUAGCGGGUUUGUUGUGUCAGCAGCAGCACCUGCUGGCCUGCGACAAUGUGACGAUUUUGAGUCCAUUUCGAUCGCAAGUCCAGUACUUGUCGCAGUUUCAAACCGCGCACGAGAUUUCAACGAUUGACACGUAUCAAGGCAAAGACAAGCGCGUGGUAUUCGUGUCGUUUGUACGAUCCAACCGAGAUGGCCAUGUCGGCGACCUUCUCUUGGACUGGCGGCGCAUAAAUGUCGCGCUAACUCGCGCCAAGGACAAGCUCGUGCUGGUCGGGUCCAAGGCGACUCUGCGCCAGUCGCCUGUGCUGCAUGCGCUGCUUACUUUGGUGGACCAGCAACACUGGGGUAUCGACGUGCCUUGUGGGGUCGUGGGGUUGCCCCACCUUGUCGCAGGUCAGAAUAAAACCAGUCGUGUGCGACGGGGUGCAGAGAUGGGAGCCACAACGUCGUCACACAUGUACACGGUGGUGCCGCCUUCGGACGAGAUUGAAAACUUGGUCGGCGGCAACAUUGUACGCGUCGUGCCAUCUGGCCAUCGCUUCCAAGUGUCUAGAAAUAUCAUGGAAGAAGGAUAACUAGGAUGGAAUUAACAUGACUACCAUAUACCUUAUGGAUCAGUACCCA
Molecule: messenger RNA, 4047 nt
Organism: Aphanomyces astaci
Lineage: Eukaryota; Oomycota; Saprolegniomycetes; Saprolegniales; Verrucalvaceae
Exons: 10
Coding region: 21-3998 (1325 amino acids)
Biological process (GO): replication fork reversal
Cellular component (GO): cytoplasm
Molecular function (GO): single-stranded DNA helicase activity; 5'-flap endonuclease activity
Source: RefSeq, a predicted model, not a curated record